UCAGAGGGUUUGCAUUCCUUUCCACGUGAUAGGUAUGCGGAUCACACAAUACAUUCAAAGUAUGUAUUGAUAUUCAAAUGAGCCCGUAGGCGAGGCCCGUAUAUAAGCCCGGGUAGGCAGGAACAGGCCAUCUUUUCUUCGUGUGCACGGCACUGCGGGCAACGAUGGACUCUUUGGAGAUUGACGUCCAUGCGGACUUCGACUCUGAAUUUCAGCAGUCUGGCAGAGUCGCUACAAAUGAACACGACAGCUUAGAAGCUAAGCUUCAGGCAAACUCAGAUGACAUUAAAAAGCUGUCAUCCUCUUUUGCCGGCGUGCAAAACAUGCUGCUGACUCUCCUGAAUAAAGACCAGGAAAAAGAAGAAGCGAAAACUGAGGUAACAUGUAACAGCAUCUUUGAGGAUCAAGGUUGCUUUGACCCAUGUCUAGACUUUGAGCUGAUCAGUAACGUGACAGCAAAUUCUCCCAAGGUUGACAACCAGGGAGAUUUUGAUAUCCUGCCUUGUGGUGACUUGUAUGAAAGCACUGAAGCUAAAGGCCCUGAGAUAUUUGCAAAUUUGGCAGAUAGAGCCAUUAAGGCUGUUACCCUGCCCAUUAAAAAGAAAAACUAUAAUAAGAUUGCAGAGAAAUAUACCACCCUUGCAAACUCACCUGCGGUGACCGCACCCAGAGUAGAUGCGGAUUUGUGGAGCACAAUUCCCGCAACAGCCCGCACCAAAGAUGUGGCUACCCAAUUGAUCCAAAAACAUGUGGUAAAAGGCAUGAUACCAUGCUUCCAUAUUAUAAAUGAGCUGCGAGAAGCAACCAAAUCUGGUAAUCCAGUUAACUCAGAAAAAAUCAAACAGUUUGCUCUAGAUGGUAUAACCCUAUCUGGCAAUGCAUCGUACGAACUGAGUAUGAAAAGACGGGAAGAAUUAAAACCCUGUCUCAACCCAAUGUAUAGGGGACUUUGUUCGCGUAACACCCCAGUUACUGAAAAACUAUUUGGCCAAGACCUUAAUGGUUCAAUGAAACAGGUGGCCGAAGCUUUUAAAGCCGGCAGAAAGUUGACUUAUUCAGAUAGCAACAAAAGAGCUCCUCGGCACCAGCGCUAUGUACCAUACACACAAAGAGCCAGAGGCAAUCGCCACGGCUGUAAUGCUGAACGUGGAUCAAGGGAUCAACCCUAUGGACGCUCAUCAACACCUUCAUAUUAUGCCAACACCCACAGCGGCAAUCGCCGAGGGGGUACAUUUGGACGACAUCAGGCCAAGCCUGCGACGUCCACUCAAGACAGAGACAAAAAACUGAUGCCAGCAAUACAGGCUGGGGAGCUGUUUCAGAAACGGACAAUUCCUAAAUUCAGGGAUUCUGGACAAAGUCUCACGAGACCAAUCACCAGUUUGCAUUCUCAUAGCACCUAUGUGGAAAGCUCAACCGUGGUUCCCACAGCUACUCCACAUGCUCAUCGCCAACCCAAUCAAACUACCGGAGGAUUGCCUAGUACCUCAACCCCAACAACCGAUUCCCAACCUACACCUGGCCGCUUGGGUCAUCUCAGGGAACACUGGAAAGCAAAAGGCUUUUCAAUUGAAGCUUCCAACCUCAUUGCCAAUUCCUGGCGAUCCAGAACUCAGAAACAGUAUGAGUCUGCAUGGAAGGGUUGGAUUGGUUGGUGUUAUCAACAAAAAACUAAUCCUUUAUCACCCGCUAUAGCGGAUAUUGUCAAUUUCUUGGCCCAUGAAUAAUCAAUUGGAAGGUCAUAUUCCACUUUGAACUUGUAUAGAUCAGCUCUAUCAUCGACCCUACCUUUAAUUGAGGGACAUGCAGCCGGUCAACAUCCUCUGGUUGUAAGGUUAAUGAAAGUUGUAUUUAAUAUCACACCUCCCAAACCGAAAUAUAAUCAAAUGUGGAGUGUUUCUACUGUUCUAGAUUAUAUUACUUCUUUACCUCAAAAUAGUGAGCUUUCACUACUAAGUUUGAGCAAGAAACUGUUAGCUCUAUUUGCUUUGGUGUCCGCUCAGCGAACUCAAACACUUGCUAAUAUUGAUCUUAAGUAUCUUAAUUUUUUGGAUAAUAGUUGUGUCAUAUUAGUAAUGGAGAUCUUAAAGACUAACUCUCCUAAAAAGGGUAUAUCUAACAAUAAGAUUGUUAUCCCUAAAUUCGACGAGAACCCCAAAUUACGUGUUCU
Patiria miniata (bat star) is the source of this 2170-nucleotide messenger RNA. RefSeq lists its product as uncharacterized. The coding region runs from base 165 to 1727 and encodes 520 amino acids. The record is from RefSeq and is a predicted model, not a curated record. The transcript is spliced from 3 exons. Lineage: Eukaryota; Metazoa; Echinodermata; Asteroidea; Valvatida; Asterinidae.